AUGAUGAAGAAAUUAUUGAGAAAUUUCAAAGUUGAAUCAUGGUGGUCAAAGACAAGAUGGCGGACGUCUUCUUCUCCAAUCAAGAAAAUGAAACGAAACUGCUUCAAUGGUGUUCAAAGUCAACAAUAUGUUAUAUGUGUUACCUUGUAAGUUAUUAUAUAACUACUCUUAAUGUAUUAAGCUAUUACGUUUUACUUAUUUUACUUUUUACUAACUCAUUUAACAUUUUAUCCUUUUUUUUUCUUUAAAAAUGUUACCUAAAAAUACGUUCAUUGCAUACAUUUCAAUAUAAUAACAUGAUAAUUAUUAUCAAAUUGAUAGAGUAGUCGUCCAUUGCAAAUUUUCACCUAAAUAUAACCCUGUAACAUAAAAAAUUCACACACCCACCCUGAAAUUAUAUUACAGGUCCCCCCAUGCACAACAACGCCUUAAUUUAUCUGUAAAAUGUCGCUAUUUUAUUGAAUAUAUCUAAAAAUAGUAAUUAAUGAGCUAUUUUUAAUUUCCUGUAGUGAAUCUAUCAAAGCCAAGACAAACCGUGCAUGGCUAAAUAAAGUGAACAGCAAAAAUGGUGAGUUGUUUUUUCCCCUGGUAAAUUAAUUUACACGAUAUAUUCCAUCUGAGAAGUUGAUAGAUGUCUGAUAGAUGAAAAUUAAGUGAAAUAAACGCCUCCCAAAACUUUUGUUGCCAUGGCGACGAUGACGUUUCAAUAUGGCACAUAUUUUGGCUUAAGGUGGCUCCCUACUGUUUUUUCAGCCGGAAAAUUUACGAUGUUGGGUGGAUUUUUUUAAACAAUUGUUACUUGUUGAAUAGGAAAAGUAUAAAAUGUUUAUUAAAAUUGACGUCAGUGCCGUUGCUGUGGUAACCAUGACGUUUUAAUAUGGCCAGUUUUCUUUGGAUUUAAACUAAUUUAAUUCGAAAAAAAGAACGGUGACCCAAUUUUUUUAUUUUGUUAAUCGUUCGAUUAGUGAAAAUAAUUAUUUAACAAGUUUUAAAAAAAUUGCUAAUGUAGAUUUUUAAAAUUUAAAACGUGUUUUUUGUGAUUAAAAAGUUUCUACACUGGCGACCUUUCUCAAAAGAUGGCUAAUUCAUUUAUUUUCAGGAAUUAAGAACGUUUUAACGAAAUAAAAAAAUUUUUAAAAUUAGUUCAAAAGCAAAACAUCGGCCAUACUGAAACGCCAUGCUUACUAUAGCAACAACAAUGACGUCAUUUUUGUUAAAAAAAUUAUGCUCUUCAAAAAUUAUUUUCAAUAGUUUAGAUACUAGUAUAAGCAACCCAGAAAAUAUAUGUACUCACUUAAAAAUGCCUUAAAAAAUUUAAAAAUGCGCAUAAAGUUCGUCUGACUUUGCAAUGCAGACUCGUACGGUUACGUCAAUGUAUUGUCAUAUGGUAUAAUAUCCUAAGCUGGCAACUCUUCGACACAAUACCCAGGUGAUCUCGUGUUCGUAUUUUACCCAAUCAGCGCUCAGAAAGGGUUGUCCGAAUAGAAAUCCAUUUUGAUCUAUUCAGUCAAUUAUAUCUUUUGUUAUUCUCUAUGAAACUAGUUGAAAUUUUGUAAUUAUGUUUGGCUAUGUGAACUAUAGCUCUGACAAAAAUAUGGAAUCGAAAUAAAGUAUAUUACAGGAGAUAUUCAGUUGUUUUAAUCAUAAAAUGGAUUUCUAUUUGACAACUAGUGCCAGUACUUUUCCGCGUAUCAAGAUCAUCUGGACAUUUACACACCACAUUAAUAAGGUCGCUUGAAUCAACGAAAAUUUCUGGAGAAAAAACACCUUCGAUAUAUUUUCCAAAGUUAUUGCAAAUUUCUGGGGAAAAACUCCUAUGAUAUGAAACACCUUUCUAAAUUUAUUAAUACUUUUUAGAGUUGAAAAAAGUUUAGAAGUGUUUAAAUUUCUUCAACAAAAAGUUAGUUUUCAUCGAAAGUUUGCUGUAGAUAUCCUGGAUGAAAAUUGCUUGACAAACGUCAUCAUCAGAAAAACCAUUGGCCUAUUUCUUAUCGGCUGCUGAACAAUCGGAAAAUUCCGAAGAUAAUAUACUGCAGUCAAUGGACUUCGGAAUUUUUCGAUUUUUCAGCAGCCAAUAGGAAAUAAACCGAUGGUUUUCCGAUGAUGACGUUUGUCAAGCAAUUUGCAUAUCCUGCCCAUCUACAGCAUAAUUUCGAUAAAAAAAGUUUUAUUGAAGAAAUUGAAGCACUUUAAAACUUUUUCAACUCCAAAAAGUAUCAACAAAUACAGAAAGUAUGUCCAAGCCCCAAGGUGUUUUGUAUCGGAUUUUUUUCUUCACAAAUAUGCAUUACUUUUGUUGUUUCAAACGACCGUAUUAAAUGGAUUAAGAGCCAAUUUUUUUCAAUGUCACGUAUUUGCAAUGAAAAGUGUUCAAAACCUAAAAUCUUUUUGGCGUUCCUCUCAAAAUUACUUUGUUUUAGCUUUAUUCUCUAGUUUAUACAGUUAGCUACCUUUUUAAAUGCAUCUGCCGGUUGAGAAACAUAAAAUAAUAGUUAAAAAUUGUCAAUUAAAAUACAAUUAUCAAUGAUGCUUUAAAAUUGACGCCAUAUUUGCAGCCAUAUAAGCAAAACUUACUGAACUUCAGACAUCAUUUUCUCUUUGGCGUGUCAUCUAAAAUCUCUUCGUUUUAGCAUUAUGUUACAGAUAAAGUACUAAACAUACUUUUUAAGUUCGUUUGCCGAUUGAGAAACGUAUCGAAAAAGAAAAAUUUUGAAUUUAGUCAUAACCACAAGUGGUAUAUUAUACGCAUUAGUUUUGAGCGCGUGUUACGCAACAUACAAAAAAAUCUCCUCUUAAUGUGUGUAACAAUGACGUAAUCAUGCGAGUCUGCAUACAUAAUAGCAAAGACAUGCGAACUUUAUGCGCAUUUUUAAACAUUGUAAGUGAACACAUAUAUUUGCUGGAUUACAUGCCCAUGAUACUAGCUUUUCACCAAGUAACAAUUGUUCAAAAAGUCUGCCCUACAUCGUAAAAUUUCCUCUUGCCAUUUCUUUUUAAAUAUUUUCCUAAAAUUUUUAUUGGAUAUUUUUUGGUAGAGUACGUGAUAUGAAGGCAACAACUGGACGACACAAUUAAAGCGCAGCAAAGAGGAACAAGCAGAUGAGAAAGUAGUAGAAGACGUCGAAGAUAAUGCAAAAGUACGGUUUGUGUACUGUUAUUAAUGUUCUACAAUAUAUUAAGAGAAUUAUAUUUAUUUUUUACUCAUUAGGUAUGCCACCGCAUUUUAUUUUCACACGGAUUUUGUAUUUUUAUAACACGUUAAGUCAUAUCGUUGCAUGCGCUUUUUAACAGAAUUUUUUCCCCUUUUUUAUGGUGGUUCACUGUAAAUUGAGCGGAGCAUGCAUGAUGGAUCAUCAACAGAAAUGAAAAACCGCGAGCAACAAAACAGAAGCAACGACGAUGCAAAGAUACAGUGAAUGUAAGUUUUGCUGGUGCAAUGUUUAUGCAAUAAUUUAAAUAUUUUUAAAUAUACUCAUGUCGAUUGCUACACCCUAUUAUUCUUACUCAGCCGUAGCGGACGCGCCGUGAAAUAUUGGGAAUGGGGGAAUUUGAUUGCCAACAUCACAUGACCCACCUUCUGUAGCUGGAAUCUCAAUUAUGUAAUCUUCUUUGCCUUAAAUCACACAACAUAUAGCUUGAUUGAAAAAUUCGUGGUUAAAAAAUUAUUGUUACAGAGGUGAUCACUUGCGCCUCCCGCGGUAUCCGCCGCUGUUACUCAGUUGUUCCUUUAUUUCUGUGUGAUAUGCUACACCCAGACUUUUAUGUACUUAAAAUUUAAAGAAAUUUUAGCAUUCCAGGAAUCUUUAAAAGUGUAUAAGUAAAUGUUUCCUAUAACAUGUGUAGUGAAAUAUUCAAUCUAUUUUGUUACUGAUGGAAAAUAUCCUUUCAUUUCAGAUGAAGACCUACAACCAACAGAUCCGACAACAUCGCCAAGAUGAGAGUAACACAAGUUUUAUCAAGGUAAGAGAAAAUUAAAAAUGAUGCCAGCGAUUUUUAACCGAAAAACUAUUUCAAAAAUUUUGAAUAAAAUAACCGUUUCAAAUAAAUGUUUAUUUAUCCUUCACUAGAAAAAGAAAUUUUACAUCAAGCCGCUUCCUACGAGCUUGUACGGAGAGAAGACAAAUGCGAAGAAAACUAGAUCAUCCAAGAGAAGACAAUACACGAUUGAAUUGCCAGAUGAAGGAAUGGUAGAUGACAUGGAUCCAUCAACAGAACGUCGAUGCCCGAUCAACAGAAACAACGAAAAUACAAAACUGAUUAAUAUAGAUGUAAGUGAUGUUAUAAAACUUUUGAAAUACAUGCAAAGAAUUUUAUCCGCGCUGCCGCUGGUCGAUAAUUUUAGGCGCAUUCGAAAAAUUAUUUUAAAAACAUUUUUAAAACAACAAGUUUCCGAGUUCUUUUCUGGCCGAACCUGGUGA
Paramuricea clavata is the source of this 4418-nucleotide messenger RNA. The record is from the annotation of a GenBank genome assembly. NCBI's taxonomy places the organism in Eukaryota, Metazoa, Cnidaria, Anthozoa, Malacalcyonacea, Plexauridae.